Messenger RNA from Cercospora beticola, 408 nucleotides. RefSeq lists its product as uncharacterized. Lineage: Eukaryota; Fungi; Ascomycota; Dothideomycetes; Mycosphaerellales; Mycosphaerellaceae. The record is from RefSeq and is a predicted model, not a curated record.
AUGUCUGGCCAGCCUUGGGAAGAUCGUCGUGGAAUGUUUCAGCGAGGAAAAGAAGUCCACGAUCCUGCAAGACGGCCUUCUCAAAGUGGUGGUGUGAUUGAAGCAGUGCGGAGAGCUUCUGUAACCAGCAACAACUCUUUGGUCGAGAAGCCAUUGAGUAAUGAUCCAGCAUCUCCCAGCUCGCCAACGAGCCAACGACGAAGGUCUUCAGCCGCAUCUGGUGGCAUGUUCGGUAGCCUCGCGCAGCACAAGCGUGGAAGCGAAGACUAUGCGACGCGAAGAGGCAGCCACGCCGAGCAGCUCACAUCGGGCGGAGCAGUAUCAGGCUGGUUCAAUAAGACCUUCCGAGGCAUAAGCACACCUGGUGACCAGAAGGCCGCCGAUCAGAAGCGUGGAGUCAUGGAAUGA